Messenger RNA from Oncorhynchus gorbuscha (pink salmon), 5930 nucleotides. RefSeq names its product mucin-5AC-like. NCBI's taxonomy places the organism in Eukaryota, Metazoa, Chordata, Actinopteri, Salmoniformes, Salmonidae. Bases 1133 to 4918 code for a protein of 1261 amino acids. The record is from RefSeq and is a predicted model, not a curated record. The transcript has 7 exons.
ACAACCGUUAGGCUAUAACCAGCGAGCUGAACACAUUUAUCGCUAUGGUCCCGGUAAUAAACAACCUUUAGGCUAUAACCAGCGAGCUGAACACAUUUAUCGCUAUGGUCCCGGUCACAACCCGUUUGUAUAGCCUUAGUCUACCACUUGAUCCACAUUCCGCAGUCACAACUUCUUUAGAGCACGCGACACAGUGGUCCCGGUAGUAAACAGACGUGAUUAAUACCUCUUCAACCGGUGGCUUCCGCGCGACCUACUCCCGGCUCCGUUACUUAGUAGUCUACGCUACACAGUGGGGUUAUUGAGUAAAAGGAUAUGCGUGGUUACAGGGUGUAAAAAUAGUCCUCAGCUCUUACAUCAGUGGGCUAUGUGUAUUAUUGGGUACUCGUCCUGUCCACGUAACAACAACCUACUGGGUGUUCUUCACCCACACGGUGCACUGGACAGGGCACUAGCCGAGGCGAAAGCCGUAGCGUUUUACUAUACUUUUCAAUGUAGGAAUAAUGAACAGCCUACAUAAGUUUGGAUAAUAAAUCCAGAUAGCAUCAGUAGAGUUCCGCAGCAUAAUGACCGAUUGUUGACCUUGGCACGGCGCGGUGACAUGGAAGGGACAAAUACGCACAUCGCUGCAUGGGCUGGAACUGCUGCUGGUUCAGCGUUGAGAGCCACGGACACCGCCGGGGAAAUCGCCGCCUUCGGAUAAUUAUGCUGCUGCUGCAACUACAACCGAAGGCACCGGUCAACCGAAGGCUGUCAUCAGUUUGUGUUUGUUUGUCUCUGCACGUUGAGAAAUGUGGAAUGCUGCGUUCGGAAAUGAAUCAGAUUUGCGUAGUGGAGGAGGCGGCGGCUGCGGCGGCGGGUACGUGCCAGCGCAGGACUGGGAAUUCGUUCCCUGCUCGCGCCUGGAAAGAGAAAGAGAGAGGGGCAGAGGGAAGAGUCGCAGCCCGUUCAGGACGUUCACCUCCCCGCCAACAGUCACCCAGUUCUACGAACAGUCUCAUCCUGGAACGGUUGGAACGUCACCGGAGCUUCCUCGGGGACAAGUUCGGGCGCAAGAGCCAGGGACUCAUCACUCCCGCCUGAAAAAGAAGUUUGAACACUUAAAGAAACGCCACCGACAGGACAAGGAAGAAUGGAUACGAGAGAAGCGCCACGGACAGGACAAGGAAGAAUGGAUACGAGAAAGGAGAUACUUUUAAGACAAGUUGCUGAGAUACAAGGUGGGGAGAACAGAAGGAUUUGGUUGGAUCUGAAGACUGUAGUGGAGGAGGUGCAGCUAGAGGUGAAGAGAGAGGAGUCGAAGAGGUGCGAGCUACAGCUGCAGUACACUAAGGACAGAUGUGCCUGGGAACUGGAGAGAGCUGAGCUGAAAUGCAGAAUCGCACAGUUGGAGGCUAGAGGAGGUCCUGUCGUUGAGCUGGGGCUGAGAACUCAGAGUCCAGAGCCCAGGGAGAGUCCUCUACAGCGGGGGGACAGAGAGCAGCAGAGGAGGCUGCUGGUCGACACCCACACGGCCGCCAUGGACCUGCGCUGUCGGCUGGAGCUCAGCGAGAAGGGCUGGGUCCGAGAGAAGUCUGAACUGAUGGAGAGAUUCAACUCCGAGAGGAAGGAGUGGGAGAGCCAGCUGGGAGACAUGCAGAGGAAAAUAGAGGAGAUGUACAAGGAGGUGAAGGUGAGGCGUGAGGUAUCUGGGGAGAUGAGAGAACCUGUCGGAGAGAUUACAGAGGAAGUCACCCUGCAUGUCAGCGUACAUACCACCAGCACAGGAUCCAGCAUGCUUAGCGACAACUCGACUUCCGACCCCCAGAGCAGCAGCAGCAGCCAAUCAGAGCCCACCAACCAACGCGGCUCCUACCCCCGUCGUCACGGCAACGACGACUUCGCCGCCCACAGAAACCGGGCGGAUCACCGUGGCGACAGAGGAAACCCCCGUAACUAUGACGACUGUGUCGGUAACCAGGAAGUGGACAUGGCGGAACUGGAGGCCAUCCUGCGAGGGGUUGACAGAGACUCUCCCUCUAAAGGGGGUAUGGUUAAUGUCUGUCGCUCCUCCCACGGUGGAUCUAGUGUAGGAGUGACCCACAACACAGAGAUGAGCUCCGGGACAUGGAGUGACAAGAUGGAGAAUACUACAGCCCUCAAUGCCGCCCUGAAGGAGAUAGCCUGUGUGAGUGAAGAGCUGUGUAGCUACCAGGAUGAGAUCAGCAGGAAGUCCGGAGGGGACAAGAGGGGUCGAACCGAGUCCUCGUAUUUCUCCGAGGUGGAUCAUGUUACGACCAGAGAGAGAAUAGAGGACCCUGCCUUCAACCUGACGCAGCUGGUAGCUGACCUCAGGGCCCUGGAAGAGGAGAACUGGCUGUCCAUCAGGAAGGACCCCGCCAGGGGCCCCAGUCACCUCAAGGAGCCUGCCAGGGGCCCCAGUCACCUCAAGGAGCCCACCAGGGGCCCCAGUCACCUCAAGGAGCCCACCAGGGGCCCCAGUCACCUCAAGGAGCCCACCAGGGGCCCCAGUCACCUCAAGGAGCCCGUCAGGGGCCUCAGUCACCUCAAGGACCCCGCCAGGGGCCCCAGUCACCUCAAGGACCCCACAUCCAAGCCCUCUGAGAGGGAGAGAGAAGCACCUCCGCUCCCCCCUCUGCUGGUUCCUCCUCCUAUCCCUCCUCGGACAACAUCAUGGUACCUCGCCAGCCCCUCCCCUGAACUACAACUACACAUCCCAGAAUCCCUCAGUGGCUCAGGCAGGAAGUGCCACAGCCCCUGUCUCCUUUUAGACAGGAAGUGCAGCAGCAGCCCAUCGAUAGUGAGGAAGUUCGAGGCGAUGCUGCAGGAGAACGAGGGGAAAGUUCUGACGAAGGCCGGGUUUACCACCUGCGCUGUUCCCGUUAACUCCCAUUGCAACGUGGGCUGUUGCCACAACCGCUGGUCCUGCGACGGGAGCCGCUUCGGCAGCAGCAAGUCGUCCACCUACGUGCCUGUCCAGAAGAGCCUGUCUGAAGUCAACAUAGUGAGUGCUGCUGGGAGGGACUUGAUCCACGACUACAGGCCCGUUGAGAAACCUACAAGUCCUAGAAGCCCCGUGAGAGAGAGUCAUAUACAACCUGAAAACAAAGACCUAGCAGUUUCACACAUCUGUCUUGACCUUACCUUAGAGCUACCCCCUCCAGGCUCCAACACUCCAGGCUCCAACCCUCCAGUCUCCAACCCUCCAGGCUCCAACCCUCCAGGCUCCAACCCUCCAGACUCCAACCCUCCAGACUCCAACCCUCCAGGCUCCAACCCUCCAGUCUCCAACCCUCCAGGCUCCAACCCUCCAGGCUCCAACCCUCCAGACUCCAACCCUCCAGGCUCCAACCCUCCAGGCUCCAACCCUCCAGGCCACAGUAGGAAUACGAUGCUGGAACAUGCCACUGCUGAGUUUAACAGGACUCUCUUCCAGGCUGAGAUGGGUCGAGGGAUGGAGGACGAUGAUGUAGAGGACAGUUUUACAUCAGCGGGUGUCUCUAACAGGGGCAUACCGGACAGUACGACGGUAUGUGGCGAGGUCACACACGGGGUCACCAGGGAGACGAACUUUGACCUCCCGCCACGGCACGCCACAGAGGUGAGCUGUGACAUCACAGCUCAGAAGCUGAGUUCAGGGAUCAAACUGAGCCAGGCCCUGCCCCCAUCUGACCCUCAUCCAGGGGUCACCGUCAGGACCUUGGACCCCCCUGCCACCUCUGACCUUUCACCCCAACGCCCAGAAGUUGCGUUUAGGAACAUGCCUUCUAACCCGGCAACGCGUUGCCCUGAGGUCAAACACAAAGCUGGACCCCCCAACAGCCUGUCUAAGCCCUCAUCCAGGGGUCACCGUCAGGACCUUGGACCCCCCUGCCCUCUGACCUUUCACCCCAACAGCCUGUCUAAGCCCACACUGCACAGGUCCAUCUCUAGUGAAUACAAGCAGCCUGCCCAGACUACACACACGGCUCCAGGACCAGAGGUGAGUGCCAGUCCGAAGAGGGACAUCAAGGCCCAAGGAGGGAGGCCUCAUUCCGUUAAGUCAGGCCCAGCGCCCCAGCCUCCUACAAACCUCAGGCCGAGGCAGGUUGGGCAACCUGGGAGUCGCCCAACCACAACGCAGGACAUCCGUAAAGCUGGAUCUGUGGGGUCAGGACUCAGUGUGCCUGGGGGGUCAGGACUCAGUGUGCCUGGGGGGUCAGGACUCAGUGUGCCUGGGGGGUCAGGACUCAGUGUGCCUAGGGGGUCAGGACUCAGUGUGCCUGGGGGGUCAGGACUCAGUGUGCCUGGGAGGUCAGGACUCAGUGUGCCUGGGGGGUCAGGACUCCGUGUGCCUGGGGGGUCAGGACUCAGUGUGCCUGGGGGGUCAGGACUCCGUGGUGUAAUGAGCGACCAGCCCUGGAAGCCCCUGACUCUGGCUGCGUUACGUCCAUCUGACUCCAGGUCUAAUUACGGAGCUGUGGAGAGGAUCCUGAAGAGCUACGAGAACACUGCCUGGAGCCAGCGGUACCAGAACCAUACCCAACCCACUGAGUCCAGCCCUGACCCUGGUCCCGACCUCAGCCCUGACCCUGGUCUCAGCCCCAGUCCUAACCCUGGUCCCAACCUCAGCCCUAACCCUGGUCUCAGCCCCAGCCCUAACCCUGGUCUCAGCCCCAGCCCUAACCCUGGUCUCAGCCCCAGUCCUAACCCUGGUCUCAGCCCCAGUCCUAACCCUGGUCUCAGCCCCAGUCCUAACCCUGGUCUCAGCCCCAGUCCUAACCCUGGUCUCAGCCCCAGUGCUAACCCUGGUCCCAGCCCCAGUGCUAACCCUGGUCCCAGCCCCAGUGCUAACCCUGGUCCCAGCCCCAGUGCUAACCCUGGUCCCAGCCCCAGUGCUAACCCUGGUCCCAGCCCCAGUGGAAACCCAUGGUCCUGAUCCCAGUAAGGAUUACUGGGAUCAGUCAGGCCCUGCCUCUGGACACUCCUCCCACACACACUCUCACCACAGCCAGCUGACCAGCUCCCACAGAGAGACGAGGCUAACCAUGCAGGAGUGUAAAGUAUCUUCCAGCUCCUCAUCAGUCCAGAAGAAUUUCUCUCGUCCGGCCUGUCCAGCCAACCGCCGCCCCCCGUCACGCUGGGCUAGUUGUUCCCCCUCCACCUCUUCCUCCUCCUCCUCCUCCUCCACCCCUAUAAACCAGCCCUCUUCCGGCUCCGCCCACAAACACACAUCAUUCUCCUACUCAGCCUAUCACACAGAGACAGUCAUCAUCUGACCCCUUAGCUGACCCUGUGUCUCAACCAAUAAGAUGCAUUUCGUUACUAUACGUACUCUGACAUUUCCUUCCUUGAUUCCUUCCUUGAUUCCUUCCUUGAUUCCUUCACAUCGAAGGUCCGAGUCGGGUGGUGGGGUGGGGACGACGACCUUCUCCUCCAAUAUGGUUGUGAAGAACGUGACGCUGAACUGAGAUAGAACCGGACUCAAACCGCCUUUUCCUCCAUCGCCUCUAUACGUACCAAGACUGUUAUUUCUACAACCAAUCAGACGAUCCAAGAGCUUCAGCUGUGGACCAAUCAUCUUCAGAAUGUAAUCUCAUCGACUAGUGGACGAGGCGUUUCAUGUAUUCUACUAUAGCAACUCCAGGAUCCCCAAUGCUGACUGUACCUCUGUGGCUUAAUGUGCAUCCCAAAUGGCACCCUAUUCCCUAUAUAGUGCGCACUAUUUUAGACCAGAGCCCAUAGUGCCAUAGGGUGCUUUUUGGUCAAAAGUAGUGCACUAAAUAGGGAAUAGGGUGCCGUUUAGGAGGCUAAUAUAUUCAACGGCAUUCAUUUCACGUACUCUUUUUAACUUGACAUGUUGCAUAAUGAUGACAGUAUUACAGAAUAAAUGUUCUUCUUUACCUUUCUGAUAUCAGAUGGGAUUACAUUAAACUGUUUCUUCAUAUUUA